This is a messenger RNA of Melanaphis sacchari, 2200 nucleotides long. RefSeq names its product NAD kinase-like. Bases 266 to 1705 code for a protein of 479 amino acids. The transcript has 9 exons. The record is from RefSeq and is a predicted model, not a curated record. Lineage: Eukaryota; Metazoa; Arthropoda; Insecta; Hemiptera; Aphididae. Gene Ontology annotation, biological process: NADP+ biosynthetic process; NAD+ metabolic process. Gene Ontology annotation, molecular function: NAD+ kinase activity.
AGUGUGUACGGCAACUGCAGUCGUCGGCUCGCCGUCCGUUGGCGCAUAGGUUCUCGUCUGACGCAUAAUAAUAUAUAGGUUCUCGUCGGGCGCAACAGCGGUCAUCGCGAUCAGGUCCGUGUAGGAAUAUCGGCCGACCCGAGCGCGAUAUCCACAUCACAAAUAAAUAACGCCGGCCGGUGACGGGCGCGAUAAUAUUAUACCGACAGGACGCGGUCGCGUUCGGCUGUGUUCCGUCUCGUCGCAACGCGCGAAAAUCACCGUCAUGAAAGUGCAACACGCCGAGGAAGCGUUCGGCUCGUCGUCGGCCGGACGCUACGGCGGCAACGCGACCGACACGUCCACGUCCUUCGGGGUGUCGUGCCGGAGUCGCGAAGACGGCGUUAACGGCAGGACGUGUUGCGACCGGUCCGCGGCAAAAACCUCCGUCUCCGUGACCGACACGUUCGAUCGGAGUGACGCCGCCACGGUCGGCCGUAUCGACGACGGCUGUCAGAACUGCACGGCUGAACAGCGGCGCGUCCGAAAACCUCGCCGCCGGUCCGGAUCGUGGCCGAGAACACGGUCGUUGAAUGCUCCUAGCCCCGUCCAACAGUUUGGACCAUGCGGCCGUAUCAUGAAAACCUCUGCAUUAAUCACAACAAUUCAAGAUCCAGCCAGUCAGCGCUUGACAUGGUACAAAAAUCCUUUAUCUGUAUUGGUGAUAAAAAAAGUAAGAGACAUGUCUGUUUUACCACCGUUCAUAGAACUCGUCAGAUGGCUAAUACAGGAAAAAAGCAUGAUAGUAUUUGUAGAACAUUCUGUAAUGGAAGACACAAUGCUCUCUAGUAACUCGGGCUUCAUGGAAAUACGAGAGAAAUUAAACUCUUUUCAAGAUGGUAAAGAUGAUUUAACGGAUAAAAUAGACUUCAUUAUUUGCUUAGGCGGAGAUGGUACUCUGCUCUAUGCUAGUCUAUUGUUUCAGCAAUCUGUACCACCAGUUAUGGCAUUCCACUUAGGCUCCCUGGGUUUUUUAACACCUUUUAAGUUUGACAAUUUUCAGCAGCAAGUGACUAAUGUACUUGAAGGACAUGCUGCAUUAACAUUACGCAGUAGACUUAGAUGUAUAAUUGUUAGGAAAAACGAAGAUAAAGAAAAGCCUCAGCCAAAUUUACUUGUACUUAAUGAAGUGGUUAUUGACCGUGGACCAUCACCAUACCUUUCAAAUAUUGACUUGUUUUUAGAUGGGAAAUACAUAACAUCUGUCCAAGGAGAUGGUUUGAUUGUCUCGACACCGACUGGAAGUACUGCAUAUGCAGUUGCAGCAGGUGCAUCAAUGAUUCACCCAAGUGUUCCAGCCAUCAUGGUGACACCUAUAUGCCCACAUUCUUUGUCUUUCAGGCCAAUAGUAGUACCAGCUGGCGUUGAAUUAAAAAUAACAGUUUCACCAAAUAGCCGCAAUACGGCCUGGGUUUCAUUUGACGGUCGUAAUCGGCAAGAAAUAUCUCAUGGUGAUAGCUUACGAGUAACUACAUCUAUAUUUUCGUUACCGUCAAUAUGUGCUCAAGACCAAAUAACUGAUUGGUUCGAUUCACUAGCUGAAUGUCUACAUUGGAAUGUGCGAAAACGACAGAAGCAUUUUGAGGAAUUGUCUGAUCUGGCACAUUCUAAGUAUGAAGAUUCACUAAAUUCAACGUCAAAAGACACUUUAUUAGUUACGGACUAACAGGGUAUAAUUGAAGUUCAAUGUUAACCAACAGAUACCUUAUCCUUAAGUUGAUAAGCACAUAUACUAUCAUCGGUGCUUACAAAUGGAUUUCAAAUAUGUGCAAAAUAAAUUUUUUAUUAUUAUUAUUAUUAUUAUUAUUAUUGUUUUGUAAGUACCUGUAGAAGGUAUACAUUUAUGUGUUUCUGCUGCUCGUGAUUAAAAUCAUCUAUUUAUCAUUUAAUUAUAGUUUCUGUAUUGAAGCUGUAGUUUGACAAAUAAAUAUUAUGUAUUUAUAUUAUAUUAUCGGUGAAGUAGGUGUAUUUUAAUCGAUAAUAAUCAGUUAUAUGCAGAACAACAUAAAUAUUAUAGUCAUUAAAUAAAAAUGUAAGUUUUUAAUAUAAGAGUAAUUAAUUUUUGGUUAUUAGAGUGCUCCAAUUUGGUUUUAUUACCCAUGUAUACAAUUUCUUCCAUUUUUAAGAUUUUAAAUUGUAAUUUGUUUUUGAUAUUUUUAAG